Molecule: messenger RNA, 420 nt
Organism: Eruca vesicaria subsp. sativa (arugula)
Lineage: Eukaryota; Viridiplantae; Streptophyta; Magnoliopsida; Brassicales; Brassicaceae
Source: the annotation of a GenBank genome assembly
AUGAGAAUGAUAGUAUUGUUUGCACUCCUAAAAUAUGAUCUUGAGUUCAACGACGAGCAGAUGGGCUUUAAUUUAGUCAAACCUUCAUGGUUCCAUCACGGUUUCUUUAAUCUCUUCGGAGAACUCGUCGGAGCUAGAGCUGUUCUUGCUCGUUCCGCAUCAUUCCAAGCUUUGCAGUUUGGUUUAAUCAACGUCGAUUGCGACUAUUCCAUGCUCGUGGUAACCUAUUCAGGGAUAGGUCUGAAGAUCUCCCAUGGUUCUCCGCUUGUCGAGCAAGCAUAUCUCGUUAACUUUGUUUAUCUAUUGUUCUGCUACUGUGUUCUGCUUUAUGUUGUUCAUCAAACCGUUGAGGAUUCCUCCGUUUAUUAUCCUUUUAUCUUUGAGCAUAGUUCUGGAUGUAAUCGCUUAAACUCUUUCUAG